Coniophora puteana RWD-64-598 SS2 is the source of this 1385-nucleotide messenger RNA. RefSeq names its product SWI/SNF complex 60 kDa subunit. Lineage: Eukaryota; Fungi; Basidiomycota; Agaricomycetes; Boletales; Coniophoraceae. Gene Ontology annotation, cellular component: SWI/SNF complex; nucleus. The record is from RefSeq and is a predicted model, not a curated record. The coding region runs from base 1 to 1251 and encodes 416 amino acids. The transcript has 8 exons. Gene Ontology annotation, biological process: regulation of transcription by RNA polymerase II.
AUGAUGCGCCAACCGGGUCUCGUUGACGGCGUCAAAGAUGCCAAGAAGCGAAAGCUGACGAGUAAGACCCUGCCGAACGCGCUGCAGCAGGCGCCCGAGUUCGCCGAGGACUCGAAGAUGUACCGGGACCUGGUGGAGAUGGAACGUAAGCUCGACUGGACGAUUUCGCGGAAACGCGUCGAGAUUCAGGAUGCGCUUGCGCGGAGUCCUUCGACGACACGCACGCUGCGGAUCUUUCUCAGUCAUACGACGUCGGGCCAGGCGUGGCAGAGCACCGAGGGCGCUGAUCCGACGGUGAACUUGGAGACGGGGGAGGGUAUCCCGGCGUGGACGCUCAAGGUGGAGGGGCGGUUACUCGAGAUACCGAACCAGCGGUCGCGAGACAAGGUGCCUCCGCGCAAGUUCUCGACGUUCAUCAAGCGGCUGAUUGUGGAGCUGGACCGCGACCCGAGCGUGUAUCCGGACGGGAACAUUGUAGAGUGGCCAAGCCAGCCAAACACGCAGCCUCCCCUUGAUGGGUUUACGAUUCGACGGACGGGCGACGUGCCCACAAAAUGCAGGGUGCUCAUGUACCUCGCGCAGUACCCUGAGCAAUUCAAGAUUGCGCCAGAGCUAGGAAAUAUACUUGGUAUCACGGAAGAGAGCCGGUUAGGCGUGAUACAGACACUAUGGAACUAUAUCAAGAUCCACGGGCUGCAGGAUAAGACUGACCGCCGGCGGAUACGGGCAGACGAAGCUCUAAAACCUAUUUUUGGUGGAGAGGGGACGACGUUCUAUCAUCUCCCGGAGCUGGUCAACCGAUAUCUCAUGCCGCCAGACCCCGUCGUCCUCUACUACACCCUUGAUCCCACCGUACCCCCACCAGAGCGACCGUCUGCAUGGGACAUUGAACUGAAGGCGGAGGACUCGAACCUGAAGAAUCGGAUGGCGGUGUCCAUCCAAGCGAGCAAGGAAAGCACGCAGGAUCUCAGCAAACUUGACGACGAGAUCGCGGUGCUCGUGCAGUCGCUGCAGAACUCCCACACGAAGCGCGUGUUUCUGCAGAGCUUCGCGAAGGACCCGGCGCAGUUUAUUCAGACGUGGCUCGAGUCGCAGUCGCGCGACCUGGAGAGUGUGCUUGCGAGCGGGCCGAGCGAGGGCGCGACGAUCCGCGCGGAGGAGCUGAGGCGGAGCGAGUUCUUUAGGUUGCCGUGGGUGGACGAGGCGGUCGCGGUGCACGAGGGCAUACGGCAUGCGAAAGGGCCGCAAUGAUGUGUUGAUGUUGCGCAGGCGCUGCUUCUUUCAGCUUUAUCCUCUUGUAUUCCUUUCUGCACAUUCUUUGAGAUGACAUAUAUACUGUCUUGUGUUUCUUGCUAUCCUGACGUUGCCUCUUAACUAGACGUGAC